CGUUGCGGUCACGGUAUGGAAUUACGUGUGUUCCUGCUUUUGGUAACGUGCUAUUUGACUUGCAUUCUAUGCAGAAAUGCAGAUAAUGGAUCAACUAAAGUUUUUCCGUCAAUUAAUAAUGCUUCUCAACUGGGUGCGAAAAUAUCUGUGAUAGACGAUACGAGAACUGAACAAUCAAUUGAAACAAAAACGAGACCAGAUGAAAUAACUUUGAAGGAUAAUUUGUCUAAGCCUGAAACUCUUUUACAAGAAUCUCCGCUUGUCGAAGAUUUAGUGAUGAAGACGAGGAUUUUUGACAACUUUAAAAAAACAAAAUGUUCCAGGUACUGUGUGCAACAAUCGGAAAUGAACAAAGAUUUCGAAGAUAUUAAACUUAUUUUGUCAUUUGCCAAUGAGAACGGAGAUGGUAAUAAUUUAACAUAG
Messenger RNA from Cyphomyrmex costatus, 423 nucleotides. RefSeq lists its product as uncharacterized. The record is from RefSeq and is a predicted model, not a curated record. The transcript has 2 exons. NCBI's taxonomy places the organism in Eukaryota, Metazoa, Arthropoda, Insecta, Hymenoptera, Formicidae. Bases 16 to 423 code for a protein of 135 amino acids.